Larimichthys crocea (large yellow croaker) is the source of this 2789-nucleotide messenger RNA. RefSeq names its product prostaglandin-endoperoxide synthase 1 (gene ptgs1). Gene Ontology annotation, cellular component: cytoplasm; neuron projection. Gene Ontology annotation, biological process: response to oxidative stress; cyclooxygenase pathway. Bases 130 to 1917 code for a protein of 595 amino acids. The transcript is spliced from 11 exons. Gene Ontology annotation, molecular function: prostaglandin-endoperoxide synthase activity; peroxidase activity; heme binding. The record is from RefSeq and is a predicted model, not a curated record. Lineage: Eukaryota; Metazoa; Chordata; Actinopteri; Sciaenidae.
UCAGACCAGGCCUAAGUGUUGUUAUGGUGACAGGAGCCUGUCUCUGAAAAUACUUUCUAGAAACAGACACUGAACCAAAAUGAAAUAAAUUUUGAGCCCUGACAAAAAAACGAUUCAUGUGUGGAGAUCAUGAAAGAGUUUAGCAUCUUCUCCCUCUGGGUGUUUAUCAACCUGUUGCUGCUGGAGAGCUCAUCAUGUGCUGGUGACUCUGGUGUUGUGAAUCCCUGUUGCUACUACCCUUGUCAGAACUCAGGAGUGUGUGUGAGAUUUGGUACAGACGGAUACCAAUGUGACUGCACUCGCACUGGCUUCCAUGGAGACAACUGUACAGUUCCGGAGUUCUGGACCAGGGUUCGUCUCAUGCUGAAGCCCAGUCCUGGUGUCGUUCACUACAUCCUUACUCACUUCCAGUGGCUCUGGGACAUCAUCAACAAAACUUUCCUGCAAGACACAAUGAUGAGAUUAGUGCUGACAGUCAGGAGCGACCUUAUUCCAAGCCCGCCGACCUACAAUACUAAAUAUGGAUACCUCAACUGGGAGUCCUACUACAACGUCUCCUACUACACCCGGCUCCUUCCUCCUAUACCCAAAGACUGUCCUUUGCCCAUGGGAACUAAAGGUAAAGCUGUUCUUCCUGAUCCCAAAGUGUUGGCUGAAAGGUUUUUUAAGAGAAAGACAUUUAAGCCAGACCCUCAGGGAAGCAAUCUGAUGUUUGCCUUCAUGGCCCAACACUUCACCCACCAGUUUUUCAAAACAAACCACGAAGUUCAAGGGGGCUUCACCAAGGCUUUUGGACAUGGGGUAGAUGCAGGCAAUAUAUAUGGAGACAACCUCAUGCGACAGCUUCAACUCCGGCUUCAUAAAGAUGGAAAGCUGAAAUAUCAGUUAGUAAAUGGUGAGAUGUACCCUCCCACAAUAUCUGAGGUCCCUGUGCACAUGGUGUAUCCUGAACAUGUCCCUCCAGAGAAGCGUCUGGUCAUUGGGCAGGAGAUAUAUGGCAUCUUGCCGGGUCUCACCAUGUACGCCACCCUUUGGCUGCGAGAGCACAACAGAGUCUGUGACAUCCUAAAGGCAGAACAUCCUACCUGGGAUGAUGAACAGCUCUUCCAGACUGCCAGACUCAUCAUCAUUGGGGAGAUAAUCAACAUCAUAAUCGAAGAGUACGUGCAACAUCUGAGUGGUUACCUGCUGAAGCUGAAGUUCGAUCCCUCUCUGCUGUUCAACGCGCGUUUCCAGUACAGCAACCGCAUUGCUCUGGAGUUCUGCCACCUCUACCACUGGCACCCACUGAUGCCCGACAGCUUUCUUGUCGAUGGAGAUGAAAUCCCAUACUCCAAAUUUAUUUACAACACCUCCAUCCUCUUGCAUUAUGGGGUGGAGAAACUGGUGGAUGGCUUCUCUCGACAGCCUGCAGGACAGAUAGGUGGAGGUCACAACUCUCAUGAAAGAGUGCUAAAUGUGGCAGAAAUGGUCAUCAGAGAAUCUCGAGCAACACGUAUUCGGCCCUUUAAUGAAUACAGGAAGAAGUUCAACCUCAAGCCAUACAGCUCUUUUUAUGAAUUUACUGAUGACUUAGAAAUGGCCAGAGAUUUAGAGGAACUCUACGGUGACAUCGAUGCUUUGGAGUUUUACCCAGGCGUCAUGCUGGAGAAAACACGUAGGAACAGCAUAUUUGGUGAGAGUAUGGUGGAGAUGGGUGCUCCCUUCUCUCUGAAAGGCCUGUUGGGAAACCCCAUCUGCUCCCCUGAGUACUGGAAGCCCAGCACCUUUGGGGGAGAGACAGGCUUCAGUAUCAUCAAAAAUUCCACUUUGAAGAAUCUGGUGUGCCUCAACACCAAGUGGUGUCCAUACGUGGACUUCCAUGUUCCCCGAAUGGAGGAGGAGGCAAAACCAAAGAAAUCAUCUACUGAGCUUUAGUGAAUAUAUAGCUGAUGAUCUGUGAUUUCAUUAGUCAUUACUCAGUGCACAGUGACUAGUUGCCCAUGUGUAAAUGUUUGUCGUUAUCCCAUUUAGAUCAGGUUUAUUGUUCUACCUGUGCUCCAAUAGUUUUAGUCUUGUCUGCAAUGAAUAUCACAUUAAAGCAUGUCUACCUUCUGACAAAUCACAUAGUUAUGUCUUUGUAUCAUCUUGAAGACCAAAUAACAAAAAGACCUGACAUUGCUGUAAUUACCUGUUCAAAGAAGUGAGGAAAUUCACAGUAUUUUAAAUUGCUUAAAACAAACCUAAGAUAUAUAGUUGCUUAUGUAUGUUUGCUUAUGAAAUGUGAAUGUCAGUAUCAAUGAAGACUCUUAUAUACUUUAUUACGUUUAGUUGUAUUUUGUUUCUCCACAGUUGUAACCGAGAAAAGCCUACAGCCACUCUACUAAAUGGCUAUUUGAAGUCUGUGUUUCUCACACCAACUUACAGACAGGAUGUAGAGAGUUGUGUAUCACUUUUUGGUGUGACAAACAUGUUCACACAUAACUGUGGUUUAGGUCAUAUUGAAAGUUAUAAAAUGUUGCACGAUAAAGUGAAUAAAUCCUGCUGUUGUUGACCAAAUUAAUGUCCACAUCUAGUUUAGAUCCCCCUUUUGUGUAGUUAUAUUGGGCUGUGUUCAUUUUAACUGUAUGGUAAACUAUUAAUUACAUGUGUUACUGAAACACUGAGACCUUUAAGGGCAGAAAAGUUUGGUUGCAGUGACCCCUGCUGUGGGUUACAUUUUUAAGAUGGUUGCUGGACCAGUAUGGUCACUGCACACUUUUUUAAUGGAAGACAUUUCGAAAUGUCAGUAAAAUAAAAAAUAACUCCAC